UUUAGGUAUGUGUUCCCGACCGUGUUCGCCAAAACAUCGUGUAUGAUGAACCCGAUUAUUUACGGCCUGAGCCACAAACUGUUAAGGCGGGAACUUCUCAAGUUGCUGAGGACUUGCUGCUGUGUCGACAAGUCAGACGACAUCCGGGACCUGCAGGAAACUCGAAAACGGUUCGUCGAGGGAACGUAUGACAAGGAAGGCAUAUACGUUGGCAAAGUUCGUGUAGGCCUAUGCACAUGCAACGGCUGUGUGGUUGGCCGGCGAGAGGUGAGUUGACUGAGUUAGGUUUGAUCUCAUUAUCAUCAUCAUUAUAAUAACAGUCUGGAUAGAUAAGCUUUCGGCAAUAUUAAAAAGAUUUCUGAAUAUUUCAAGACAAAAAAAUCAAGAAAUAUUACUUCUGAUUGUUUUUUUUUUUUAGCUAAAUGUAAGGUUAACAUUCA
This is a messenger RNA of Penaeus monodon (black tiger shrimp), 440 nucleotides long. RefSeq lists its product as uncharacterized. NCBI's taxonomy places the organism in Eukaryota, Metazoa, Arthropoda, Malacostraca, Decapoda, Penaeidae. The record is from RefSeq and is a predicted model, not a curated record. The transcript has 2 exons. The annotation marks the transcript as partial.